This is a messenger RNA of Cyprinodon variegatus (sheepshead minnow), 1470 nucleotides long. RefSeq lists its product as uncharacterized. The record is from RefSeq and is a predicted model, not a curated record. The coding region runs from base 176 to 982 and encodes 268 amino acids. Lineage: Eukaryota; Metazoa; Chordata; Actinopteri; Cyprinodontiformes; Cyprinodontidae. The transcript is spliced from 4 exons.
CUUUGUUGUUUUAGCCAGCUGGUGGCUGUCAAUCUGAUUGACUAAUAGAGGAAAAUAUCAGACAUUCAGCAGCAGGACUGAGACAUAAAUGCUUUCGUCUUUUAUAAUGAAUAAAAUGGUGGACAGUAUGAAUGUGCUACAGAUUUAGGGGCGUGCAUGCUCUGUGGCUGUGCAGAUGGAGGAGGCUUCCUCAGCCAUGCUGUGGUCCAUCCAGGAGGCUCUGGAGAGGCAGACCCUGCAGAUCGGAGCAUCUGCCUGCGGAGCCACAGCAGUGGUUGAUGUGCUGAAGGCUCUGGGAGUUGAUGUGGCUCCAGAAGAAGCUGACCGCUGCGUCAGGACGCGCUUGAGGAGGAACGAGUCUCCGCUGCCUGACUACCUGCUGUCCCGCAGUGAAGCUGGUGCGACCCAUGCUCAGCUCAUCCGGGGGGCAGAGGAGGCCAGCGGAGGGAAGGCAUUGGGCCGGUUCUUCCACCUUUAUCCCCGCCGUCGUAUCAGGUUGGUCCACUGGCUGGCACGCUGGAUCAGAAAGGGUGCCGUCCCCGUGGCAACCAUGAACAUGCAGCUGGCUGUGCCUGAUGGCGAGGAGGUGCCUGACGCUUGGCACCAUCAGCUAAUAUUUGGAGUCGCACCCAAUGCUGUGUUUAUGACCAACCCUUUGGAUGUAGUCAAAGAGGACGAGGUGCACCAGAGACUCUGCAGCCAAUCCGUGCUGCUGGUUCGUCGGGAAGACGUCCUGCAGAGGUUAGAGCCCCACUGCUCGCCGCCCGGCUUCUCAGAGGAUCAGUCCGACCCACGUUGGCGGGAGCUGGACGUCGACGGUCAAGUGAGAAAAAUGAUCUUGGAGGAGCUGGAAGAAGAUGGACCCAAAACGACUCACAUUACCAUCCCAGCUGCUUAUAGUUCAGGAAUCACACUGUUUGCACUGAGAGAUUCAGAGCUGGGAAGAGAACUCCUCGAGGCUCCUGAAGUUCCUCUCGAAUAAUCCAGCAUCUCCACAUAAAUAAAGUUGGAAUAGAAAGCAGGUCCUUUUUAUCCACCGACUAUUUUUCUCCAGCGAAAUAUAGUAGUUUUUCUUCUAAAAGCAAUAAUUACAUCAGCUGCAUCAGAUCAGAUUUUUAUGCUAUAAAAAGCUCAAAGUUGCUAUCAGCAUCACAGCUCCAGGUUUGAUUUAUUCCAGCUGCUCUCAGGAUGCAGAAAUGCUGAAUCCUUCACUCUAUUUUCAUACUGAAGCUCAUCUUUUGACAUGUUAGAAUAAUUCUCUGGGUUUUUGUGGAUCUUCAGUUCUUCUUUUUAUAAAUGAACUUAUUCUUUCUUUCAGCCAUGUCAGUUUAAUAAAAAUGUAACUUUAUUGAUCACAUUGGAGAAAUUUAACCUUGCAAAAAUGAAUAGAGCAUUAAACUAUAAAAAAAUGUAAAUGCAGAAAGUUGUCUAAAAAUUUACAAUUAAAAUGUAUUUUCACACCCUGUUUAG